Molecule: messenger RNA, 648 nt
Organism: Huiozyma naganishii CBS 8797
Lineage: Eukaryota; Fungi; Ascomycota; Saccharomycetes; Saccharomycetales; Saccharomycetaceae
Gene: SHU2
Product: Shu2p
Exons: 1
Coding region: 1-648 (215 amino acids)
Source: RefSeq, a predicted model, not a curated record
AUGGAGCAUUCGGUGAGCAUUAUAGACUUGCUUAGCAGAUUUAUUGGCGAUGGCAAAGAUGGAGAGGAGUUGGACGGUAACGUAGCCUCGUUUCUGUACUAUCUGUUUCCUCGGGAACUGUUCGUGCGGGCACUAUCACUUUUAGAAUCGAACGAUAUGUUCAUAUACUGUUAUGAUAGUGCAGAGGCGACUUCGGAGACUCUUUUGAGUAAAUUCAUCAACACGGAUUUCCUAGACCUCGAUAUUAUGUAUCGUUUGAUUGUCAAAUCUGGAGAAAACGAUUCCGAUGUGCCAAUAAGUGUGGAUUUAGCACAAUGGUUCUGCUCUUGCGAUGACUUCUCCAAACUGUUCACCGACGUAGGCAACGAAAACCCCGAGGGGAGUAUACAGGACGUUUUACUCAAGGAGAUAGAUGACUUUGACCAGUUCUCGGAUGACAAGUUUGCUCAGUUUGACUCGCACAGUUUAAAUACGCAACGUUAUUUACAAUUCGAGAAAGUGAUGUGUCCGCAUUUAUUGGCGUUUGCCAUUCUACUUCUCGCAGAUGGCAAGAACCUACGACAUUUCGCUGCUUUGAAGAGAAGCGUCGUGCUCAUACCGGUGGGUAGCAUCGACGAAUGGUUAAAAUUGCAUAUAAACAUUGUAUAA